AUGGGUGACCAAUCCGUUUUUGGGGAGGCGACGAGUUCGAAAAGUGAAGUUUUUUCAGCAGAGCUAGAGGUGAAUGACGAAAAUUUGCCUCCAAACGACGACAUGGUGUUUGAAGAGAUAGAAAAUUCUGGAAAAAAUGAUGGAUAUGAGUUCUCGAUUGCUGAAUCCCGGUUUGAUUUUUGGAUAAAGGCGUUGAUGUUAAGGUAUUGGGUGGAUUUUGGCAACCAAUCAAAAUAUCGAGUAAACUGGCUUAGAAAAACACAUCCGCUUGAUGAAAAUGUAAUUGUUGAAAUUAUUAUUCAUGUUAAUAAAGUUCAAGAUGAUGCCUCUGAUGUUGACGCGCUAUCGAUAAUCCGCUGUUAUUCUCAAUUACAAUAUCGGUGA
Molecule: messenger RNA, 384 nt
Organism: Paramuricea clavata
Lineage: Eukaryota; Metazoa; Cnidaria; Anthozoa; Malacalcyonacea; Plexauridae
Source: the annotation of a GenBank genome assembly